Dermacentor andersoni is the source of this 1169-nucleotide messenger RNA. NCBI's taxonomy places the organism in Eukaryota, Metazoa, Arthropoda, Arachnida, Ixodida, Ixodidae. The record is from RefSeq and is a predicted model, not a curated record.
GCAAGCGCAGGGGUGGUACUCGGUCCGACUCGUCGACGCCGACAAGUCGGCGACACUGCGCCGCGCCAAGCGCGAGUGGUCUCCACUCGGUUCGUCGACAAGCCCGUGCCAAGCGCAAGUCUCCGACUUUCCGAAACCGGCAACAUUAGCCGAAUGUCCGAGUCCCCAAUUGAAGGAGCUAGCUGUACAAUUUGCAUGGGGGAAUCAGGGGCCUUUGGUGGCGCCACCAGGGGUGCGCGCGCUUAGCGUGGCUUCCAAAACCGGGCGCAAGCGCAGGGGUGGUACUCGGUCCGACUCGUCGACGCCGACAAGUCGGCGACACUGCGCCGCGCCAAGCGCGAGUGGUCUCCACUCGGUUCGUCGACAAGCCCGUGCCAAGCGCAAGUCUCCGACUUUCCGAAACCGGCAACAUUAGCCGAAUGUCCGAGUCCCCAAUUGAAGGAGCUAGCUGUACAAUUUGCAUGGGAGAAUCAGGGGCAUUUGUCGUGGCCAGCUGUGGUCACUGCUAUCACCACCAAUGCCUCACAGCGUGGCUUGAAGAGACGGAUUCAUGUCCUGUGUGCAGAAGAAGAGUAAACGCCGAGGAGGUCAUUCGCCUGCAUGGGGGCUCAUUACAGUGCAGCGCACGCCCGCGCUGUGUCGUUGCACUGGAGAAAGAGAACACCAGGCUCAAACGACGACUCCAGAAGGUGCAGGACCAGAAGGACUACGAAUCUUACAAGGCCCUCAAGUAUGCGCGCCUCUCGGCAGAACAGUCGAAUGAGCGCAUACGUAUCUCUUCCCAACUCGCCGACGCUCGCGUUCAGCUGGUGCGUGCUCAAGCUGAGGCGAGGGAAUCCAGACGAGUACGACGGGAAGCAGUCUCUGCCCUGCGUCGCCUUGCGCCCCGGUCCACACAACGUGCGACUAUGGCGAGGCUAGGGGACGACACAGACGACACCCCGAGCGCCAACGACAGCGCCAACGACAGCGCCGACGACAGCGCCAACGACAGCGCCACCGAAUGAACUGCUAGGCCUCAACCUAGAAAGAAAAAUUGACAUCAUCAGUGGCUAUCACAGCCCGUCUUUGUAUAGCCCUAAUAAGGGCUAUUCUUUCAUUAAUAGGCUGUUAAGCUUCAUCGAGUGGCUCAAUGCCGGACAGCUCGCAGUCGUAGUCUUUCUUCACUG